Messenger RNA from Leptonychotes weddellii (Weddell seal), 806 nucleotides. The record is from RefSeq and is a predicted model, not a curated record. Lineage: Eukaryota; Metazoa; Chordata; Mammalia; Carnivora; Phocidae.
UCAGAUGUCAUGGAUCAGAAUUUGUUAAAUUUCCUUCCAGAACAAGAACAUUCAGAAGUGUAUAAAAUGCUUUCUUCCCAUAUGCUUGUGACAGAUUCCCCCUCCCCAGAAUACUUAAAAUCUGACAGCGAUUUAGAGUUUUAUUGCCAUCUCCUCAGAGGCAGCUGGAACCCAAAGGAAUUUCCAACUUAUGAAUACAUAAAAUUUGUAGGAAAUUUUCGCUCUUACAACAAUGUGCCUAGCCCCUCUUGUAACGGCUUCGACAGCACCCUUUCAAGGCCCUGCCGGGUGCCGCUCGGGAAGGAGGUCUGCUUCAUCGCCACCGUGCGCCUGGCAACACCCCAAUUCUUAAAGGAAAUGUGCAUAGUUGACGAACCCUUAGAGGAAUUCACUUCAAGGCAUAGCUUGGAAUGGAAAUUUUUAUUUCUGGAUCACAGAGCCCCUCCGAUCAUAGGAUACCUGCCUUUCGAAGUUUUGGGGACGUCGGGCUAUGACUACUACCACAUUGACGAUCUGGAGCUCCUGGCCAGGUGCCACCAACACUUGAUGCAGUUUGGUAAAGGGAAGUCCUGUUGCUACCGGUUUCUGACCAAAGGCCAGCAGUGGAUUUGGCUGCAGACGCACUACUACAUCACAUACCACCAGUGGAACUCCAAGCCCGAGUUCAUCGUGUGCACGCACUCGGUCGUCAGUUAUGCGGAUGUCCGGGUAGAAAGGAGGCAGGAACUGGCUUUGGAAGACCCGCCACCCGAGGCCGUCCACCCUUCAGCGCUAAAGGUACGCUGAUCCCCACCAGAUGGCUAAAG